Messenger RNA from Drosophila eugracilis, 2032 nucleotides. RefSeq names its product cytosol aminopeptidase-like. Bases 177 to 1844 code for a protein of 555 amino acids. Lineage: Eukaryota; Metazoa; Arthropoda; Insecta; Diptera; Drosophilidae. Gene Ontology annotation, molecular function: metalloaminopeptidase activity; manganese ion binding. The transcript has 3 exons. The record is from RefSeq and is a predicted model, not a curated record. Gene Ontology annotation, biological process: proteolysis. Gene Ontology annotation, cellular component: cytoplasm.
GAGUAAACAACUCAGGAAAAAAAUUUUCGUAAAAAAUUGCCUGUUGUUACACUAGUUUAGUUUUUGAUUUUUUUUUUAAAUUUCCAAUUUUUUGGAAACAAAAUUUUACGGACAUAAAUUCCCAGUUUUUUCGGAAAAUUUUUUUAAGGGGUACUAUAAUCUAAACUACUGGGGAAAUGUUCGGUAAAACGCGUCAGUUGCUAUUCCGGGUCUGCAGCCGGUCGCCCCUGUGUCGCCAAUAUGCUCCGAAAUUCAUAAAGCGAUCCUACGUCUCGCAGGCCAUCAACCAGAUGCUGUUACUCCAGCAGAUGGACAUCUGUGCGGAUCAGCCGUCGCGAGCUUUGGUCAUAGGCGUUUAUGCGGAUGAAGAGGACAAGAACGAUGCCGGUAUCCUGACUCCCGCCGGUUGGCGGUAUAAUCUUCAGAAAACGAAUGGGCGUCUGAUAGAGGUUCUCCGUAUGUCGGGACCUAUGCCCAGGAGAGGUGAGGCCCGUCUGCUGUUCGCCGUAGAGCCGGAACGCAUACCUUACUAUUCUGUGGUGGCCGUCGUUGGUCUGGGCAAGGAGUGUCUAGGUUACAAUCCCUACGAAGUUUUGGAUGAGCAGAAGGAAGCAAUCCGACGGUCAGUGGCCGCUGCCUGUCGUAUUCUUGCAGAACUGGAUACGGACCGAAUUGAAGUGGAGAAUUGUGGACAUGCUGAAUCUGCUGCCGAAGGAGCUGCCCUUGGCAUUUGGUUGUACCAGGAACUGCGCGAUCCCAAAACCCGAAUCUUCGUUCCGGCCAUCGAUUUGUACGCCACCAAGGACGAGAUCUGCGAUAUUGAAGGAUGGCGUAUUGGAUUGCAAAAGGCUGCCGCUCAGAACUUGACGCGCCAGCUGCAAGAGAUGCCCUCCAACUUGCUGACUCCUACUGCCUUUGCCCAGAACGUCGUCGAAGUGCUCUGUAAAUCUGGUGUGAACGUCGAGGUCAAGGUCGAGGGUUGGGCUGAAAGCCAGUCUAUGCACGCCUUUCUAGCCGUUGGAAAAGCCUCUUGCGAACCACCAAUUUUCCUGGAGCUCAGUUACUACGGCACCUGUGCGGAAGAGCGACCCAUCGUACUGGUUGGCCAGGGAAUUACUUACGACGCUGGUGGUCUGUGCUUAAAGAAAAAGCAAGAGCUCUUCCACAUGCGUGGUGAUAUGACUGGAGCUGCUGUGGUGGUGGCCACCUGUCGGGCGGUAGCUGGACUUCGAUUACCAGUCAACAUUCGCGGUUUGAUUCCCUUGUGCGAAAAUGUAGUCGGUUGCAACUCCUUCCGACCAGGUGAUAUGGUGAAAUCCAUGAACGGCAAGACCAUUGAGGUUCAGUGCACAGAUCACGAAGAUGUACUGGUUUUGGCUGAUGCGCUGCUGUAUGCCCAAAACUUUUGCCCCAAGUGCAUCAUUGACAUUGGCACCUGCUCGGGAUAUAUGCGUCAGUCCCUAGAUGAGGCUGCCUGUGGUGUGUUCACAAACUCCGAAAUCUUGUGGCAACAGAUCAAGCACGCCAGUAUGCACACGGGAGAUCGCGUGUGGCGCUUCCCCCUGUGGAACUACUACAGCAAGGCGGUGCGUGCUGGAGGACGAAGUGAUGUCCAGAACUACGGCAUUGGCCGUGGUGGACGUCCCUGCAAGGCUGCCGCCUUCCUCCGAGAAUUCGUGCCAUGCGGUCAAUGGAUGCAUAUUGAUGCCACCAAUGUAAUGGUCACUAACGGAAUUGAUUUUGAGUAUCUGCGUCGUGGAAUGGCUGGCCGACCAACCCGAACCCUCAUCGAAUUCAUUGCCCAAACAAUCUGCAAGGACACCGCUCCCAAGAUGGGAAAAUAAAAAUGCGAGCGGGGGAAUAGUAAUAGACUGAAUAUACAUCGCUAUACCAUGUCCACAUUUUGGUGAAAGUUUGUGGAUGAGUCCCUAAACGAAAUGGUUCCCGGGCCAAAAAAAUGUUUGUUCGUUUUAAGUCAACAUAAAAAUAUUUAUUUCGAAUUGAAUUAAACAUGUUAAUUUACCAGCAAAAA